Lates calcarifer (barramundi perch) is the source of this 1141-nucleotide messenger RNA. RefSeq names its product small integral membrane protein 7 (gene smim7). NCBI's taxonomy places the organism in Eukaryota, Metazoa, Chordata, Actinopteri, Centropomidae. The transcript has 5 exons. The record is from RefSeq and is a predicted model, not a curated record. The coding region runs from base 215 to 442 and encodes 75 amino acids.
CGUACCCAUUCGGUCUCCUUCUCUCCCCCUCUUACUGUGCCCCUUUAUCUACAGCUUUUACCACUCAAAGGUGGAGACCUGCCUGACAAGACAAAGCCAGGGUAUUAAAACCCAUAGAACACAUCUCGACGAGGCACUGAAACCUCAUUGGUCACAUUCCUGAUUGCGUGGCGAAGGCGGAAGUGAGGCGUCUCUGUGAUGUGAUGAGAGCACGAUGAUCGCAGAUCUGUUGAUAUUCGGGACCUUACUGGUGAAUGCAGGGGCUGUGCUGAAUUUCAAGCUCAAAAGGAAGGAGAGCCAAGGAUUUGGAGAUGAGUCCAGAGCGCCAACGACAGGUGACAACGUCAGGGAGUUCCUGCUCAGCCUGCGAUACUUUCGGAUCUUCAUCGCUCUGUGGAACGUCUUCAUCAUGUUCUGCAUGAUCCUAUUGUUUGGAUCAUGAUCAACAUGUGCAGUGAGAGUCUCCCACUUCCCACUUCGUCUCUAAACUUCUCUUUUUCUUUUCCUUUGACCAUUUUUAACUGUAAUUAUGCUCCAUUUUCUUUACCACUGCAAAUUCUAAAUCCAUAUCUGGCUGUACAGGAAUUUGUGAAUUGCUGUAUUUAUUUUUUCUCAUAGAAGUUGUUACAUUUCUCCUUUUUGUUUUGGUUUAAGCUGUAACUAUACCAGCACCCCUGUCUUCUGCUGGACACGUGUCGUCAGUGUGCCCUUGUGCUUCAGUACAGCAUGCUGGUUUCUUUAUUAAAGAGACACCAGGGCUGAAAAAUGACAGGCAGCUUUUACUAAGAGGAGAGAAAAUGUUUUUCUGUGCUCAUCAGCCGUCUGUCUGGUGGUGAUGGUGAACCUUUGACUUACUGAGAUCAUCUUGCUGAAACGUCCUUUUAUUCCUUUUACCUACACGGCUGUCAGAGUUCAGCUGGAUCCAACAGACAAAUCAGAAAGAUCUCUAUCACUUUCUGAUAUGAUAAAUGGCUCCAACAUCUAUAAGUUUUACUUACCUGCUGUUAUGUGCAGCCUCAAGGAUAAAAAAAAAUGUAAUUUUCCUUAAUUCUGGGGCACAUGUGCUGUAAGUAAAUGUAUAUGCGCUAUAAUGUAAAUGUGUCCUUAUUCUUAACAAUAAAAAUCCAGUUUUCUUACCAAA